Molecule: messenger RNA, 2401 nt
Organism: Hypanus sabinus (Atlantic stingray)
Lineage: Eukaryota; Metazoa; Chordata; Chondrichthyes; Myliobatiformes; Dasyatidae
Product: alpha-1,3-mannosyl-glycoprotein 4-beta-N-acetylglucosaminyltransferase B-like
Exons: 15
Coding region: 495-2168 (557 amino acids)
Biological process (GO): protein N-linked glycosylation
Cellular component (GO): endoplasmic reticulum; Golgi stack; endoplasmic reticulum-Golgi intermediate compartment
Molecular function (GO): acetylglucosaminyltransferase activity
Source: RefSeq, a predicted model, not a curated record
ACGGUUGAGAGAUAACCUUGGAGUGACAAACAUACAGCGUAAAGAUGUGUCUUUACGUAACAUCUUGAAAAGAGGGAACAGAAGAGUUACCAACAGUUGUGAGAGAGAAGUGAAACAAGAAACUUUGUGAGGUAAAUCAGAUAGUUCGGGUGUGAAUACUCCGGAAGGAACGGCGACACACUCCAACCAAGGCGGGGAGAGACGGAGUCGAGGGGCGAUUGAGUGGUAGUCUGAGCGGAGGAGAGCUAGCUACCCGACACCGAGCGAAACGACGUGCUUAACGGAACAAGUCGGAGAGAGAAAACCUGGCGGAAGAGAAAGAAAUGGAAAUGAUUGAAGAUACUGAACACUUGAAAGAGAAAGGCGGCGUGAGAAAAUGAUAUGAACGCGGAGAUUCCCUAAUAGCUCACCCAGCCGGAGGAGUUAAUUGAGAGCAGGGCUUUUGGAGAGCGUUAGAAACAUUAAUUCAUUACACAAAGACGAUCUUCUGUUCGAUGAGUACGGUUCUGGGAUGUCAUGAAAUGAGGCUCAGGAAUGGAAGGGUUUUAACGGCACUCUCUCUUGGUGCUUUUCUUUCAGUGUCAUGGUUCGCUUCUUGGCUGAAUAUGAAAGAUGAUGUGGAUGAUGUCACUCUGUGCCAACAAGUACUUCUAGAGGUUGAUAACAGAUUGCACAAAGCUGAGAAAGAAAGUUCAAUUUACUCCCAGGAACUGAAGAGUCUCUUGGAUGAGAUUAAACAUGCGGUGGCUGUGACAACAAAGGCAACGAGUAAUAACACAACCAUGGCCCUAUCUGACUUCUCAGAUCCAAAGACGGUAAAAGAAUUGAACUCUGCAGGAAUCCUUCCAGUUCAGCUCCAAAACAUUUUCUAUUACCUUCCUCAUCUGAUGUCUAAUGAGGACAGCCUUCAACCAAAGUUAUUGAUAGGUCAGGGAAGAACUGGAGUCUCAAUGGUAAUGGGCAUACCUACAGUAAAGAGAGAAUCGCAGACUUACCUCACGGAUACGUUGAACUCCCUUAUCUAUGAGCUCUCUCCUGACGAAAAGAAAGAUUGUGUAAUUGUUGUUCUCAUUGCAGAGGUGAAUGAAAGUUAUGUAAAUGGGCUAGCAGAAAAUUUACAAAAUAUGUACUCUAAAGAAAUACAGUCAGGACUUCUGGAGAUCAUAUCCCCUUCGGCAAAUUUUUAUCCGAACCUCUUAGAUCUGAAGGAAACCUUUGGAGAUUCACAAACUAGAGUAAGGUGGAGAACAAAACAGAACUUGGACUACAGCUUUUUAAUGAUGUAUGCUCAAGCCAAAGGAGUGUUUUAUUUACAGUUAGAGGACGAUAUCGUAGCAACACCCAACUAUUUUCAAACAAUUCUGAAUUUUGCUCAUCAUCAGCCUUCUGAUGAAUGGAUGAUCUUGGAGUUUUCCCAGCUUGGAUUUAUUGGAAAAUUGUUCAAGUCUCCUGACCUGCCCUUAAUCACAGAGUUCAUUAUCAUGUUCUACAAAGACAAGCCUAUAGACUGGUUACUUGACCAUAUAUUGUGGGUGAAAGUUUGCAAUCCUGAGAAAGAUGAAAAACAUUGCGAAAGACAGAAAGCUAAUUUGCGAAUUCGCUAUAGACCUUCCCUUUUUCAACAUAUGGGAACACAUUCUUCUUUGUCUGGAAAAAUACAGAAUCUGAAGGAUAAGGAUUUUAAGAAACAAUUAUUACUUAAGAGGCAUUCAAAUCCUACUGCAGAAUUAACAACCAGCUUGAAAAUCUACCAACAUCAUAGUCUGGAGAAGGCCUACAAAGGAGAAGAUUUCUUCUGGACAUAUACUCCAGUGGCAGGGGACUUCAUCAAAUUUAAGUUCUACCAGCCACUGAAAGUUGAAAGAUACCUUUUUAGAAGUGGCAACAUAGAGCACCCAGGUGAUAAACUUGUUAAUACAACAGUGGAGGUUCUACCAGCUAAUGGAACUGAUUUUAAGAAGAAAUCUCAGUACAACAGUAGCACAACAUACUCCAAAUACAAAGAAACAGAUGAUGGCUAUUAUAGGAUAGAUGCAUUUCGUAAUGGAGUUGCAGAAGGUGAAGUCAAUGGAUCAAUUGGAAAAAUUGAAGCUAUUCGAUUAUUCAUUCUUUCAGACUCCUCUUUUUGGGUUUUACUGAAUGAGAUUUUCAUUGAUGCAACUACAUAAAUGGAAGGAACUACACGUAGUUAUACUUUCGUAAAGUUUGUGUGGUGGAUUUCUUCAACAAUUGCGCCAUCUAGUGUCGGAACAUUAAAAGAACACUCGAGUGAAAAAUCAACCAGUGAGACCAAAAAAACACCUAACAGUGAGAAUAAUGUAGCUAUGCAAAUUUUGAAAUUAUCUUUGACCAAAUUAAUUGAAAUUUAUUUAUUAAACAAUGUUAUUGCUAUUUUAUCAAG